AUGAGCGAAUCCAAGAUGAACUUCACCACGACACCCUGCGAAGCUUGUGGAGAACUUUCAACGCAGGAUGAUGAGAUGAUCGGGUGUGACAGCUGCGAGCAUUGGUUCCACUCGCGCUGCGUGAAAGUUACGGCGGCGGCAAAGAAGGACAAGAAAUGGUUCUGUCCGGAAGCUGUCUGCCAAGCGGUUUCCCAAGCAUAUCAGAAGCAGAAGAAAAGUACCCGUUCAAGAAAGGCCCCAGAAGAUUCGGAUCGGGCAAGUGUGAAAUCCAACGAGCCUCUAUUACCAGCCUUGCCUUCGUCUGUGGAAGAAAGGAUCCGAGCCAUGGAUGCAGAGAAGAAGCGCCUGGAAGAGGAAAUGGACGCAGAGCGUGUGAUACGCGAGAAGGAGUUGGAGAUCAAGAAUGCUUUGAAGGAACGAAGAAUGGUCAUGGAGCGCGAGCUGCGAGAAAAGGAGCUACAACAGGAUCGAGAGCUUCGCGAGAAGGAGAUUGAAGAGAAGAACCUUCACUUCCAAAGGGAGCUGCAGGAGAAGAAGGAACAUCUAAGCCGCAUUCUAAUGAUGGAGCAAGCCCAUCAGGAACAGAUGUCUUCUGUGGAACGGAAGUUGAAGGAAGCGGAAACAGACAAUGGCCGAAAGAAGACGGAAGUGGAUCCGCGAGAAGGUUUUUCUGGAGGAGUUGGCCUAAAGGUAACGCCAUUACGUUAUCCGGCCAUUGGUAAGCUAACGGAAGCUAACCUGAAGCUGUAUGCACAGAAAACCGAAGACGUCGAAGAUAAUAAUUCCGAAAGUAGUGAAAGCGAUGCGGAAAAUGAAAGGGAAAGCAACGUGACAACCCUAAACGGGCUGGAGCAGCCGCGACAAGGACCGAGCAAGGCUCAAUUGGCCGCUAGGAGCGGAUUAACCAAAAAGCUUCCCAAUUUCUCCGGGAAACCCGAAGAGUGGCCGCUCUUCUUCGGAGCUUAUCAGGCGUCCAACGAAGCUUGCGGAUAUUCAGACGUGGAGAACUUGGUGAGACUUCAAGACUGCUUGAAGGGACCGGCGCUUGAAUCGGUUCGUGGCCAACUUAUCUUCCCAAAAUCUGUUCCACGCAUAAUCGCAAAGCUACGUCAGUUUUACGGACGUCCGGAGCAGGUACUUCAGAACCACCUGGAAAAGGUUCGCAAACUGGAACCACCCAGGGCCGACAAACUGGCGAGUUUCAUACCGUUCGGAAACGCCGUGGAACAGUUGUGCGAGCACUUGGAAGCAGCAGAUCUCACUCUCCACUUGGUUAACCCGAUCCUUAUCCAAGAUCUAGUUAACAAACUUCCGGACGGAGAAAAACGGCAAUGGGUCCACUACAAGCGGAAGAAGAAUGCAGCGACACUUCGAACGUUUACCGAUUUUCUGUCGGGCAUUGUGACUGAUGCCUGCGAAGCGAACGUCAACAUCGAGUAUAGGUCGGACACGAAAGUGGUAGUAGGAGUAGGCGGAAGAAAUAGACCGAAAGAAAAAGCGGCGGUGUGCAGUCAUAGUGAGGUGAUGUCUUCCUAUGUAAACGAGACCUACAGGAAGCAGCAGAAGCCAUGCAAGGUAUGUCAGCGCUCGGACCAUCGACUGCGGUUCUGUCAGGACUUCAAGGACUUAUCCCAUGCAGAUCGGAUGAAGGUCGUUGCCAGGUGGAAACUAUGUCAGGUUUGUCUUAAUGAUCAUGGGGGUCAGUGUCGCUUUAAGAUUCGAUGCAAUGUAGGUGACUGUAGGGAACCUCAUAAUCCUUUAAUUCACCCAGUUGAGGGCGUAGUGGGCAUGAGCGCGCACAUUAGGUCGGGUCAGUCAGUUAUCUUCCGAAUGGUUCCAGUAAAGGUGCAUUCUGGGGGAAGGUCGAUAACAGUCCUCGCAUUCCUAGAUGAAGGUGCCUCAGUAACCUUGAUCGACAGCAAGCUUGCUGAUCGUUUGGGGCUUGUAGGUGUUCAAGAGAAGCUCACUAUUAAGUGGACAGCUGACGUUUCAAGGGUAGAGAAAAGUUCUCGGCGUAUGAAUGUUUGGAUUUCGGCAGUGAGUCCGCCGGGUAAUGCGAAGAUGUUGCUCCAAACGGUUCACACAGUCGAGAAGCUGAUGCUGCCUCAUCAAGCGUUGAAUGCUGAAGAGCUGGCGAUGGAGUAUAAACACAUACGGGACUUGGAAGUCACAUCGUACGACGGUCGUCCAGGAAUCCUAAUAGGAGCAAACAACAUCCACUCCUUUGCUCCGAUGGAGGCAAAGAUUGGCACAAAAAUCGAGCCGAUUGCUGUCCGCUGCAAGCUUGGUUGGACCGUGUAUGGGCCAAGACAAACCGAUUCGGCGCUGAGAGGGAGCUAUUUGGGAUAUCACCAGAACGUGUCAAACGAGGAAAUCCACGAGCUACUGAAGAACCACUAUGCAUUAGAGGAAUCGGUAGUAAGUGUGCAGCAGGAGUCGCUUGAGGACAAGCGGGCUCGGUCGAUACUGGAGCGGACUACAAGACGACUUAGUGGUCGAUUUGAGACGGGACUUCUCUGGAAGACGGAUGAGAUUCACUUCCCGGAUAGUUAUCCAAUGGCCCUGAAGCGAGCGACACAUUUGGAGAGAAGGUUGGAAAGGAAGCCGGAAUUAUACCAGAAGGUUCGGAAUCAGAUCCAGGACUAUUUGGAUAAAGGCUAUGCACAUCUGGCGACGGAGGAGGAGAUAGCCAAUACACAGAGCGACAAGGUUUGGUAUCUUCCUCUGAACGUCGUUCUCAACCCGAAGAAACCCGGGAAGGUGCGACUAGUCUUUGACGCGGCAGCAACUGUUCAAGGAGUAUCCCUAAAUUCAAUGUUGCUAAAGGGACCUGAUCUACUUGUGCCACUAGUGUCGGUGAUUAUCGGUUUCCGGGAACGAAGGAUUGCUUUCGGCGGAGACAUCCGAGAGAUGUAUCACCAGUUGAAGAUAGUUACGGAUGACAAGCAAGCACAGCGCUUCCUCUUCAGAAACAGCAGCAGUGAGUCAGCGCAAAUUUACGUGAUGGACGUCGCCACGUUUGGUUCUACGUGCUCUCCAGCAUCGGCGCAGUACGUAAAAAAUCGGAACGCGGAGGAGUACGCAACUCAAUUUCCGGAGGCGGCUGCAGCAAUCAUUCAUCGACAUUAUGUCGAUGAUUACUUUGACAGCGUUGACACGGUCGAAGAAGCGCUAGAACGAGCGCAGCAAGUGAGCUUCGUUCACAAGCAAGCUGGUUUCGAGAUUCGGCACUGGGUUUCGAACUCAGUGGAAGUACUUUCAGGCCUUGGAGAAGAUAAACCCAUGGAGCCGGUUCUAUUCAACCAGGAUAAGCAGUUGGGCAGCGAGCGCGUGCUUGGAAUUACAUGGGAUCCAGAAAUAGACGUGUUUGCGAUCACAAUAAUGCACCGGGAGAGUGUCAGAGCGUAUUUGUACGAUAGUAAGCGGCCAACGAAGCGAAUAGUUUUGAGUUGCGUGAUGGGAUUUUUUGAUCCACUUGGUUUGCUAUCGCCAUUCACUGUUCACGGUAAAAUAAUAAUUCAGCAAUUGUGGCGAAGCGGUUGCGAAUGGGAUCAACAGAUUGGCGACGAGGAGUGGUGCAAGUGGAAGCAGUGGACGGAUCUCCUCCCGGAGGUAGAAGCCCUUCAAAUACCACGGUGCUAUCUUGGUGACACAAUAUCGUCGUCGGUGGAAUCUCUCGAGUCGCACAUCUUUACGGAUGCGAGCGAGCACGCCUACGGAUGUGUUGCUUACCUGAGAGCGAUCGUGAAUGGGCAGAUCCAUUGCAGUCUGGUUAUGUCCCGAGCGAAGGUAGCGCCACUAGAGUUGAUGGCCGCAGUGCUUGGGGCGAGGCUGAGUCAAACCAUUCUAAGCUCACACUCUCUGCGGAUCACUAAAACUGUGCUGUGGACCGACUCAAGAACCGUAUUAUCCUGGCUGCGUUCUGAUUCAUAUAAGUAUAAGCAGUUCGUAGCAUUCAGAGUGGGUGAAAUUUUGGAAUUGACGCGGUUUAUGGACUGGCGGUGGAUCCCGUCGAAGCAAAAUAUUGCGGAUGUCCUCACCAAGUGGAGUCAAGGUCCUCCACUACAAAACGACUCGGACCACAAAUUCUUUACCAACCGGAGGAAUUCUGGCCUUCUACAGGGCCGAUUGAUGCAACUGGAGAAGAGGCGCGAGGAAUGA
Armigeres subalbatus is the source of this 4161-nucleotide messenger RNA. RefSeq lists its product as uncharacterized. NCBI's taxonomy places the organism in Eukaryota, Metazoa, Arthropoda, Insecta, Diptera, Culicidae. The record is from RefSeq and is a predicted model, not a curated record. The coding region runs from base 1 to 4161 and encodes 1386 amino acids. The transcript has a single exon.